UUUCAAUUUUCUUUCCUUUUCAGUUCUCACCACUUUGAUUCUCUCUCUUCUCUUAGAAGCUUAUUAAACUUCAAUUCAUUUGAGAAGAAUCGGAAAGCAAACCCUAACCAUAACCAGGGGAAGGGGUAGAGAGAGUGUGUGAAUCGUUAUAUUUUCUAGCCGGCGAUAGAGGUCCUGGUUAGCCGUCACGGCUGAUGUUUCCCGCAGCCGUAGAUUUCCAGAAGCCAUUCACUUCGACUAAAGAAGCAGCAUCAUGCAAGCAGACAUCGGCUACUUCACAAAACCCUAACCCUAGUAAUCAUUUUCAUUUCAGUACAGUGGAGGCGGCGUCAUCGCAGAUUCAUCCAGUGGCUGCUGCAAAAUGGAGUUUUGACAACAGAAGUGGAGACUGCUUUGAUCCUGGAUUAUCUUCAGCAUCAUCAGCUCCCAGAAUAAAUCCCAAGAAGCCUGGCAUUUCCUUGGCUUCCAAUCGUUCCAGGCUGAGAUCGUUGAAGUCCGGCAGAGGACUAGGUUUUCAUCUACCAAAGUCUGAUUCAUCGUUUUUUGUAUCCAAUGAUUCCAAGGAGAAUGGUUCAUCGACUAACGAUGUCAAGUUUGGCAAUGUUAGUGAUGUGGCUUUUGUGUUUGGUGCUAGUAAGGAAAACUGGAGCUCUCAUCGCAAUUCCAACUGUAAAGAAUACAGUGGAAGUGCAGGACAAUCUACUCAGAUUAACAGUAAGUCAAUGUCUAACCUGAACUUCAAAAAUCAAGUUGAUGGAAGUGUGAGAGAAAUGGGAAUGAAUGGGGAAUCAGAUUCCCGAAAUGUAGGUUUUGUUUUUGGUGCUAAUAAAUUCAGUGAAUCUCGAAACGUGAAUAUGGAGCAUAACAAAUCUAAUGGAGGUGGAUUGCAAAUGAAUGCAAAUGAAUCUUUCCAGAAAUCUAAAUCUGUCUUUGGUACUGGUAGAAGUACUUUGGACGAGAGAGUAUAUUUUAAUGAUGGAGAUUCAGGAGUUAAAUCUAAAAACAGUAACUCCUCAUUGGAUUCUGAAUUUGGGAUGAGACUACAAAAUGACAAGAUUAAAGUGGAUGCAGGUGAAAAGUUGGAACUGAGAACAUCAUAUGCAAAUGAGAAAAAACUGCACAAGCAGGAGAUCAAUACAUCUGAAAACUGGGGAUAUGUUUUUGGUGACGGCAAGAGUUCCAGGUCACAGGGUUCUAAACAAAGUCAAUGCAGCGGAAGUGAAGUGAAAUCUGAAUCUUGUGAAUUGGAUGCAGGACCAAAUUUGCAUUUGCACCAAUGUGGAUUUGGUAUCAACAUUAAGAAUGGGGUUCAGAGCUCGAAAUUUGGUUCUGCUUUUACUGAUGAGAGCAGCGCUGUGCCAAAAUCUACAUUGGGUCAUAACAGUCAUAUCAAUAACAUAAACAAGCCAAACCAUAGCUCUGGAAAUUGCACUGGGUCUUCUCAGGCUUAUGCUGUUAACUUAGAUCCUCACAUAGGUAAUGGACAUGGUUUUGUGUUUGGAUCAAGCUCACUGUACAAUCUCUCCCAUGAUAUGAAGAAACUCAGCGUAGAUGAUGUACAAAAGGCUGGUUCAUGUCCAAGCUCAAGUAGCACGAGUGAACCAUUUGUUAGUGUCUCCACCAAGCCAUUUAUUUUUCAAGCUAGUUACAGUAAAGGUUCUGAUGGAUCUCAGUUUCAAAUGCAAAAUGAUUCAAAGUUGGAGCAAACUACUAGGAGCUCCAUAUCAAAGGAAGGGCAUAAUCCUGGAUCUUCUUGCUCAAGAGGAGUUAAGAACAAUGAUCAGUCCAACUUCACAAGUCUGUUGUCUGGACUGACAUCAUCCAUUGACUUUGGGAAACCAAAUCCAAAUGGAUCUUCCACUUUCAAUCUGAACUAUUGUCCAGGUCUAGAUAAAACCAGGGGAAAUGCAAAAUUUAGAUCGGACAAGGGCCGAGGAUAUAAGAAGAAUAGAAAGGGUUUUAUGCAGGCUGAUCCAGUUCACAAUAAUGUGUCAAACCAAGGUUCACAAUCACCAAAUUCUUAUCCCUGUGGUUCACCUAUGGAUUAUUCUCCAUAUCGUUCUGACAAUUGUGCCUCUUUCUCUGAGAAUACUAUGAAUCCUAUGCAUGCAAAGUCUGAAGAGAAGGUUGUCAAUGACAACAUCACUUCUGAUGAUUCAAAUGCAAAGAUAAAAGAAGGUGAAUGUCAAGAGCAGUUCUAUUUUCUGGGUAAAAGUUUUAUGUUCUCUGCACCAUGUACAGAACUUGGUGGUCCUGCAAGAAAGAUUCGUACACGGAGGAAAAAUGGUUUGAGAGGUUACAGUGGUAAGCAACAUUCUACUCCAAUUCACACAAUCAACAUGACUUCUUCCUCAGUACAGUUCUCGCCUUCAACAUUUACGUCAACUGUUUCUAAGCAUUCAAAAGAUGCAGAUUUAGCGACUGCAGUUGAUGCUAAUAUUAAGAAAAAUGAACAGGAGUGCCAUAAGACCUAUGAGGAAGUUCCCAGGCACCAUUCCUCUAUUUUAUCAGAAACUACUUCUGUUCAGGAUCCUUUUAUUGGUUCUGAAACCGAAAGCAUUAAGAGUGAUCCUUUUAUCACCAAAACUGAUGUGAAUCCUGACAUUACAAAUGAAAAAGAUAAGCAUAGACGACAACACUCUUUUACUUCAAGUGUGCAAGAUUUUGACAAACAGAAAAAUGCAUUUUCUGUAUUCACUGAUGAUAACUUUGGCUCACAAAAUCCACGAGUUCUGAAGAAAUAUAGGGCCAAAGUUGGGAAUAGUGCAAAAUAUAAGGGGAUAGGACAACCUUCUGUUUCCAGCAUGGAUGACACUGGUGAAAAAUGUAUUUUGUUCCCUCCAGCUGUUGCCCAAGACAACCCUGCCUCAAUGAAGCCACAAGCCCAGAAGAAAGAUGGUGCUAAAGAUAGUCGUGGUGGCAGUAGUACGAGAAUAGAAGAGAGUGUGCAUGUCAGAAAGGGACCUGAUGCAGAAAUUCAAGCAGCAUGUGAAAAAUGGCGUAUCAGGGGAAAUCAAGCAUAUGGAGCAGGUCAUAUGUCUAGAGCAGAGGAGUUCUACACCAAUGGUAUUAAUUCUGUUCCUCCAUCCAAGGCAAGAGGAUAUUGCUGUGAACUUCUUGUUCUGUGUUACAGCAACCGUGCUGCGACACGAAUGUCUCUUAAUAGACUGAGAGAGGCUUUAGAGGACUGCAAAAUUGCAACUGAAUUCGAUCCUCACUUUCUCAAAGCUCAAAUUCGUGCUGCAAAUUGCCAUCUUGCUCUGGGGGAAGUUAAGGAUGCCAUGAAAUUAUUCGAAAGCUGUUUGGAAUCUGGAAAGAAUGUCUGUUUGGAUAGGCGAUUAAUCAUAGAUGCUGCUAAUGGUCUUCAGAAGGCUCAGAAAGUGCUAGAAUGGACAGAUUCAUCUGCUGAACUUUUGCGACCUAGGUACCCAAAUUCUGCUGUCAGUGCUUUUGAAAUGAUUUCUCAGGCAUUAUCAGUGUCUGCUCACUCUGAGAAGCUACUAAAAAUGAAGGGAGAAGCUCUUUUCAUGCUGCGGAGGUAUGAAGAAGUAGUUCAACUUUGUGAAAGCACAAUUGAUUUUGCUGGGAGGAACUUUACUGCUAUACAUUCCAAGGAUGACUCUGAAAAUAUGGAUGAUGUGAUCAUAUGGAGGUGGAUCCUAAUCUCCAAGUGUCAUUUUCACAUGGGAAAGCUUGAAUUGGCUCUUGAUGUGCUUGAGCAGAAUGGCUUAUUGAGAUGUAGUAAAGAUAGUGGCAUUUCCGAGUCAGUGAAUCCAUUGGUAGCCACUUUACACGAACUUCUUCAUCGCAAGAAUGCAGGGAAUGAAGCAUUUCAGUCUGGAAGACUUGGAGAAGCAGUAGAGCUUUAUUCUGCUGCUAUAUCAAGCAGUAUGGAAUCACGUCCAUUUGCAGCAAUCUGUUUCUGUAAUCGUGCUGCUGCUUAUCAAGCCCUUAAUCAAAUAAUUGAUGCAAUUGCUGAUUGCAGCCUGGCUAUGGCUCUUGAUGGGAAUUAUUUAAAGGCAGUUUCAAGAAGAGCUACUUUGCAUGAGAUGAUCAGGGACUAUGGGCAAGCAACCAAUGAUUUGAGGAAAGUCGUUUCCUUUCUGGAAUUGCAAUUGAAAGAUAAGACUAAUCAAUCUAGUGCCUCUGGCGAAACAAUCAAUCGUAGGAAAGAAUUGCGUCAAGCACAUCGCCGACUUGUCUCGCUGGAAUUAAAGGCUAAAAAAGGAAUAUCUCUGGACCAUUACCUAAUCUUGGGGGUUAAAGAAUCUGAUACAUCAUCUGAAAUCAAGAAGGCAUACCACAAAGCUGCACUUAAACAUCACCCAGACAAGGCUGGUCAAUUCCUUGCAAGAACAGAAAGGGGGGAUGAUGCUAAACUUUGGAAGGAAAUUACAAAUGAAGUCCAAACUGAUGCGGAUAGACUUUUUAAAGUGGUUGGAGAAGCAUAUGCAGUACUCUCUGAUUCUCAAAAGCGUACUGAAUAUGAUCAUUCGGAGCAACUGAGAAAGUCUAAACACGAGAGCAAUGAUUUAGGAUCUUCUAGAAACGAUUUUUGCAGUUCCCCUCAGUAUAGGAAAAGUCCGGACUGGCAACGAUGGCAGGAGGCUACAUACAGAAAACCACAUACUAGGUGGUGAAUGCAAAAAAACAAAAAAGUAGACAGGAAGGAGUAAAGGUUUUUUCGGUUUCAUACUUAAGCAGGCGAUAUCCUCUUUUGCCUACAAACAAACCAACCCUAAACGGCUUCAUCAAGAAGGCGUUUCUAUCGGAUUUUUUUUUUGUUAGAAUCUACAGCAGCAGCAUUGAUUAUCGCCUUUGUUACCUUUGAAUAAACAUAUUUUGUUCUUACUUUAUUACAUGUUUAUCCUUUUUAGGGAAAUUUUGAAAUGAAGUUAAACUAACCAAGUAUAAGGGAUAAUUAUUCCAUCUUUUUCUUGUUCACAAGUUCAGUUUAAAACAUUUGUUUUGUAUUUUGUUAACUGACAAGUUUUUAUC
Molecule: messenger RNA, 4998 nt
Organism: Impatiens glandulifera
Lineage: Eukaryota; Viridiplantae; Streptophyta; Magnoliopsida; Ericales; Balsaminaceae
Exons: 11
Coding region: 195-4640 (1481 amino acids)
Molecular function (GO): protein binding
Source: RefSeq, a predicted model, not a curated record